AUGUUUGCCAUGCAAGAGCAAAUUAACGAGCUUGGAAUGAAGCUAAAUGGAAUCGCUAAGAGUAUAGAGCCUAAACAGGAAGUUAGUUAUAAAUGGAGGAAGUACAGUUUCAAGACUAAACCCGUAUGUUAUCGAUGUGGACGCCGUGGCCAUAUUCAGUAUUACCGCAACUAUAACCAAACUAAUGACGGUUUCCAGAAAGAGAGACAGGUCCUACAUCGUGCUACCCGACCAACUUACUGUCAACCAGAAGAAUCUUCCACUUACGAAGAAGAGAACCAAUCAGAUGUUGAAGGGACUGCAUCACAACUCGAGAGUCAGGAAAACGCCACAAACAACCCUGAUUUACUACAGAAGAUGAAGCCGACACGAACCAGUGACCAGGGUAGAAAGCCGAGAAAUCCAAACCAGAAGCCAAGAAAGUUACAAAUACCAAAUCCGUCAAAUGUCCAGCUACCCCUCGUAAAUGAAGCAGACACGUACCCUAGGAACCUGAUCACUAAAGGUAAAAUAGCAGGAAAACCUGUUCGUCUAAUGUUGGAUACUGGUGCAAGCGUUUCAGCUAUAAAAGAAGAAGUUUUAAAAGAGAUCUACGGUGACGUUCCCUUUUCCACAGUUCAGACUGGGAAAGACAACCUACAGCUAAGAAGAAUUACCUUGCCGUUAUAUCUUAAGGAAAGUCAGUUCCUUUGUGAAUUCCGGGUCGUGCAGAACCUUACUUAUGACGCCAUCCUUGGUCGCGAUUUCCUCCAAGUAAACAGAGCUAUGAUUGACCUCGAUAACAACACCAUUACUCUAAAAGAAUCAGCAAAUCAACAAGAGCGAGCAAGUUCAGCCUCAGCACCUUUGACAGGAACGUUUAAACCUCAAGAAAAGAAUGUCAGAAGAAAUGGAUACGCCCCUCCCAGUGAAGGUUCAGUGCAGCCUGCUGCAGGAGAUUUGCCUUCCCGUUAUCCAAAGAACAAAGAAGUUGUAAUAAGCCAGUCACUAUUGAUAUUAGUGCUCAUUGCCGUGUCCCUGUCCGCAACAUUUCACACCGACGCAAAUGGUAACUUCAGGUCUGUUAUCCAAAAACCACCACCGUCCUUCGCACAGGUGUCACAAAAGAAGGUUUGGCACCAAGGCGAUCUUUCUGAUACCCCAGCCAAAACUGAUUACAGAAUGGAAUCUAACGAGGGAUUUGAUCGAUAUAAAGAAGCACCUCCAGGAAUGGAAAUGCCUAAGUUCAUGAUGCACCUAAGGAGACUACUUAUCCUCAGACCCAUGACUGACUUUAGCAACACGUAG
Molecule: messenger RNA, 1287 nt
Organism: Pocillopora verrucosa
Lineage: Eukaryota; Metazoa; Cnidaria; Anthozoa; Scleractinia; Pocilloporidae
Source: RefSeq, a predicted model, not a curated record